Pseudocercospora fijiensis CIRAD86 is the source of this 920-nucleotide messenger RNA. RefSeq lists its product as uncharacterized. Lineage: Eukaryota; Fungi; Ascomycota; Dothideomycetes; Mycosphaerellales; Mycosphaerellaceae. The record is from RefSeq and is a predicted model, not a curated record. The coding region runs from base 147 to 647 and encodes 166 amino acids. The transcript has a single exon.
AUUUGGCGGGCACUUGGGCUUCCUCCGCCAGAACUUUCGUGCCGCCGAAGAUUGACACCCUGCCGCCAGCAGUCCGCCGCGCAAGUUCACCAGGGCCAAAUGUAGCCUCCUUUACCGAGUUCUGCCAGACAGCGCCAUCAUCACCAAUGCGAGACAACUACAGACCCGCAAGUGCCGGAAGUGUCGCGUCCAGCAAAUCAGCAAUGCAAAUCGUGGGCGAUUCGCUGUCAGUAUACAUGUCAGCAUCGUCAAGCGCAGUCGAAAGCACAGCGCCUCCAGAGCCUAGCACGCAGCCUAAAGAGACGCCAGCACCGGAGCCAACCCAACCAAGGCGACCGUCAUUUGAAAAGAAAGCCUCAUCCGUCGUUCGUGGGCACGGAACUGGCUUCGAAAUCCUGAAACCAGGAACGUUCGGCACGCCGACAGGUCCUGCAGAAUACAUACCAGAGAAGCUGCAUAAAUCACAGCCUCAAGCGCCACCGAUCAGUCUUCAUAAUAGUGUGCGCACGGCGAAUACGUCUCGGCCCAGAUCGAGUAGUGCCGGGAGUGGACGGAGGCUUCAGAAGAAGAAGACGAAGAGAAGGCCGAGCUCAGAGUCGGAAACCAGUUCUGAUGGGAGAAGUGGGAGUCGGGGGAGCUUUGUAUGAGUAUGAGUAUGAUUGUGUAAUGUAAGGUGGUGAUACACGUAGAUUUCAUGACAUCAAGAGUAAUGAGAACGACGUUUUGAGAUGGCGGCGACCUCCUCUUCUUGCGACGAUAACGAUAUAGUUUUCUUCCGGGCAAGGAAGGUGCUCAUCAAGACCGGAGGAAAGACAUCGGAAGGAGCUUUUGACUGCAUCGAGGAUCCGAAGCAUCGAGAUCGAGAACACAGAAAGCAGUAUUGGGCAUGUCAAUCGAAUUCAAGGAAGACAAUUUGAUUU